Molecule: messenger RNA, 1125 nt
Organism: Caenorhabditis remanei
Lineage: Eukaryota; Metazoa; Nematoda; Chromadorea; Rhabditida; Rhabditidae
Exons: 4
Coding region: 1-1125 (374 amino acids)
Source: RefSeq, a predicted model, not a curated record
AUGGAUUUAGCUGUGCCUGUGGUGAUCGACAAUGGAUCCGGAGUAUGUAAGGCUGGAUUUGCCAAUGACGACGCUCCAUGUGCUGUUUUCCCGGCAAUUGUUGGCAAUCCGAAAACCAGAAAUGUGAUGAUCGGAAUGGGCGAGAAAGACUCGUACAUCGGCCAUGAAGCCCAAGAAAAGAGAGGAAUUCUAAGUGUGAGAUACCCAAUUGAAAAUGGAGUUGUCACUAACUGGAGCGAUAUGGAGAAGAUCUGGCAUCACACAUUUUAUAACGAGCUCCGUGUCAAUCCUGAAAAUCACCCGGUCGUCAUCACUGAAGCUCCACUCAAUCCAAAGAGUAACCGUGAGUUGAUGACGGAAACUAUGUUUGAAGUCUUCAACGUCCCAUCACUGUACGUUGGACUUCAAGCAGUGCUCUCUCUUUACGCAUCUGGACGCUCGACCGGAAUGGUUCUCGAUUCGGGAGAUGGUGUCACCCAUACGGUUCCAGUCUACGACGGAUACGCUGUGCCACACGCCAUCCAGCGCCUUAAUCUGGCUGGACGAGAUCUCACGGAACACCUUCAGAAAAUUCUCAUCGAGAAAGGAUACUCUUUCACCACUUCGGCUGAGAAAGAAAUUGUUCGAGAUAUCAAGGAGAAACUCUGCUUUGUCGCCGUUGACUUGGAUAAGUCUAUGGACACCGCCAUUAAUUCAAGUGCAUUGGAUAAGACGUACCAGCUACCCGAUGGCCAGAUGAUUACCAUUGGCAGCGAAAGAUUUCGCUGCCCGGAAGCAUUAUUUCAGCCAGAUCUUCUCGGAAUGGAAUCUCCUGGAAUCCACGAAACUUUCUUCUCAUCGAUUAUGAAUUGUGAUAUCGACUUACGUAAAGAACUCAUGAACAGCAUUGUAUUCGCUGGUGGUACUACGAUGUUUCCAUUUUUCAAGGAAAGAUUUCAAAACGAGAUCACCGCUCUUGCUCCUCCAUCGGUAACGGUGAAAGCAUUGGCACCACCGGAGCGCAAGUACUCUGUCUGGAUUGGUGGCUCUAUUCUUGCGUCCUUGACAACGUUCUCGGAGAUUUGGAUUUCGCGAAACGAAUAUGAAGAAUUUGGUUCAGCAAUUGUCCAUCGCAAAUGUUUCUGA